AUGGCCGGCAAGUCCACCUACAUUCGGCAGGUCGCCUUAAUUGUAUUGAUGGCGCAGAUUGGGAGCUUUGUUCCGGCGGACGAGGCCACAAUAGGAGUCGUCGACCGCAUUUUUACGCGCGUAGGCCUUCAGGACGACCUUGCGACGGGCCAGUCAACCUUCAUGGUAGAGAUGGUUGAGACUGCUGCAAUUCUUAACCAGGCUACCCCCCGCUCCCUGUUGAUUCUGGACGAGAUUGGUCGCGGCACCAGCACCUACGAUGGCCUGUCUAUCGCCCGUUCAGUUAUUGAACAUUUACACAACGAUCCAAGGCUGGGGUGCAAGUCUCUGUUUGCCACUCACUAUCACGAAUUGACGGAGUUAGCCCGAACUUUGCCUGGGGUGCGCAAUUUCAGCGUGGCGGUUACCGAAGAGGAAGGGCAGGUGGUUUUCCUGCACCGAAUUGUGCAAGGCGGAGCCGACCGCAGUUAUGGCGUUCACGUUGCCCAGUUAGCCGGUUUGCCGCGGGCCGUUGUGAACAGAGCUUGGGAAGUGCUUGAAGAACUGGAGUCAACCGCGGGUAACCGCAAGCAGUUGGGCAGUGGAAAGCGUUCUGAACCGGCGUUUCAAAUGCCGCUCUUCUACCCCGAACAGCGUAUUAAAGAAGCUAUUCUAGCUAUCGACGUAGCCAACUUAACGCCUCUGGAAGCUAUAAACAAGCUUUACGAAUUGCAGGAAAGUGCGAAGGAGAGCCCCGAAGAAGGGUAG
This is a messenger RNA of Geodia barretti, 747 nucleotides long. The record is from the annotation of a GenBank genome assembly. NCBI's taxonomy places the organism in Eukaryota, Metazoa, Porifera, Demospongiae, Tetractinellida, Geodiidae.